Messenger RNA from Antechinus flavipes (yellow-footed antechinus), 4076 nucleotides. RefSeq names its product engulfment and cell motility 2 (gene ELMO2). Gene Ontology annotation, biological process: cell motility; actin filament organization. The record is from RefSeq and is a predicted model, not a curated record. Lineage: Eukaryota; Metazoa; Chordata; Mammalia; Dasyuromorphia; Dasyuridae. The coding region runs from base 191 to 2395 and encodes 734 amino acids. The transcript is spliced from 22 exons.
CGCCUUCACGGAGGCGGGACCUUCCUAGGCUGGGCCGAGGGGUCCGCCUGGCUAAGCGGCAGCAGCGGAGCCCUGGGCGCGACAGCAGGGCCCAAACUGUGGGCCCCGGUAGCUGAACUGGAUUUUAUAUGUGUGUGUAUAAUCAGGGACCCCCCUUUGCUUCUUGCAUCAGAGGAAGUUGGGUCCACUAAUGAAAAUGCCGCCCCCAUCUGAUAUUGUCAAAGUGGCGAUUGAAUGGCCAGGUGCUAAUGCCCAGCUGCUGGAAAUUGAUCAGAAACGGCCCCUGGCAUCCAUUAUCAAAGAGGUUUGUGAUGGGUGGUCACUACCAAAUCCUGAGUACUACACUCUCCGUUAUGCAGAUGGCCCUCAGCUAUACAUCACUGAGCAGACCCGCAGUGACAUAAAAAAUGGGACGAUCUUGCAGCUGGCCAUCUCACCGUCUCGGGCUGCACGCCAACUUAUGGAGAGGACACAGUCAUCUAACAUGGAGACUCGACUGGAUGCUAUGAAGGAAUUGGCCAAACUUUCUGCUGAUGUGACCUUUGCCACUGAAUUCAUCAAUAUGGAGGGAAUCGUGGUAUUGACGAGGCUGGUAGAGAGUGGCACCAAGCUUUUGUCUCAUUACAGUGAAAUGCUGGCAUUCACCCUGACUGCCUUCCUGGAACUCAUGGACCAUGGUAUUGUCUCCUGGGACAUGGUUUCGAUCACCUUCAUUAAGCAGAUCGCUGGGUAUGUGAGCCAGCCCAUGGUGGAUGUGUCCAUCCUGCAGCGGUCGCUAGCUAUCCUGGAGAGCAUGGUCCUGAACAGUCAGAGCCUGUACCAGAAGAUAGCUGAGGAGAUCACCGUGGGCCAGCUCAUCUCCCACCUCCAGGUCUCUAAUCAAGAGAUCCAAACUUAUGCCAUCGCGCUGAUUAAUGCACUUUUCCUGAAGGCACCUGAGGACAAGAGACAGGACAAGCUCCUUAAUCCUCUAGACCUGCCUGUUACUGAUAUGGCCAAUGCAUUUGCACAGAAGCACCUUCGGAACAUAAUCUUGAAUCAUGUUAUUCGGGGUAAUCGCCCAAUCAAAACAGAGAUGGCUCAUCAGCUCUAUGUACUUCAAGUCCUGACUUUUAACCUCCUGGAAGAAAGGAUGAUGACUAAGAUGGACCCUAAUGAUCAGGCACAAAGAGAUAUCAUAUUUGAAUUAAGGAGAAUUGCAUUUGAUGCAGAGACUGAUCCUACAAGUGUCACUGGCAGUGGGACAGAGAAACGAAAAGCCAUGUACACCAAGGACUACAAGAUGCUGGGAUUCACUAACCACAUUAACCCAGCGAUGGACUUUACCCAGACUCCUCCAGGGAUGCUGGCUCUGGACAACAUGCUCUACUUGGCCAAAGUUCAUCAGGAUACCUAUAUCAGGAUUGUCCUGGAGAAUAGCAGUCGAGAGGACAAGCAUGAAUGUCCCUUUGGUAGAAGUGCCAUUGAGCUCACCAAAAUGCUGUGUGAGAUCCUGCAAGUUGGAGAGCUGCCAAACGAAGGACGGAAUGACUACCACCCGAUGUUCUUCACUCAUGACCGAGCAUUUGAGGAGCUCUUUGGAAUCUGCAUCCAGUUGCUGAAUAAGACCUGGAAGGAGAUGAGGGCAACAGCAGAAGAUUUCAACAAGGUUAUGCAAGUGGUACGAGAGCAGAUCACCCGGGCUUUACCAUCUAAGCCCAACUCUUUAGAUCAGUUCAAGAGCAAACUUAGAAGCCUGAGCUACUCGGAGAUUCUGAGAUUGCGCCAGUCUGAGAGGAUGAGUCAGGAUGACUUCCAGUCCCCACCGAUUGUGGAGUUAAGGGAAAAGAUCCAGCCAGAAAUCCUGGAGCUAAUUAAGCAGCAGCGUCUGAAUCGGCUCUGUGAAGGGAGCAGCUUCCGGAAAAUUGGGAAUCGGCGGCGGCAAGAGCGGUUCUGGUACUGCCGCUUGGCUCUGAACCACAAAGUUCUGCACUAUGGAGAUCUGGAUGACAAUCCUCAGGGGGAGGUGACCUUUGAAUCUCUGCAGGAGAAAAUUCCUGUUGCAGAUAUCAAGGCCAUUGUCACAGGGAAGGACUGUCCUCAUAUGAAAGAGAAAAGUGCUCUCAAGCAGAACAAGGAAGUAUUGGAAUUGGCCUUCUCUAUCCUCUAUGAUCCUGACGAGACCUUAAAUUUCAUCGCUCCUAAUAAGUAUGAGUAUUGCAUCUGGAUCGAUGGCCUUAGCGCUCUUCUUGGGAAAGACAUGUCCAGUGAGCUGACCAAAAGUGACCUGGACACGCUGCUGAGCAUGGAGAUGAAGCUUCGGCUGCUCGACCUGGAGAACAUCCAGAUCCCCGAGGCCCCUCCCCCUGUGCCCAAGGAGCCCAGCAGCUAUGACUUUGUCUACCACUAUGGCUGAGUCAGAACCACGAAGGGGGGAUUGGGUCCAGGAGAGAGAGGCUUAGGUUCUGGGACCUUGUCCUUUGCUUGUAUAGAGUCCGUGCUGACUGUGGUGGCCAGGUCAAUGCCACUUAUUCCUCAACCCCAUGUCUUAGCCCCCAAAGCUUCCUGUUGAUUCCAGUCAGCUCAGAGUAGGGAAAUGGGGCCUCUGUGCCGUACCUUCUUUCUACUGUGGAUCAGACUCUGGGGCCUGGAAAGGGAGCUCCUUGCAAAGGCUGGAACAUUAGGGAGCAGACAGCAUCUCUUCUGCUCUCUAGACAGGGCAGCCCGCAGCUGGCUGGCACAAGGCACACACUUCCCGUAAGGUGGCCGGCCCUGUCCGAACUUGGGAGGCAGCCCAGCAGAGCUCUUCUGUGGCGGGGGUGGGGCAGAGAACUUGAGGAAGGACAGCCCAAAGGUGGCAGCGCCCCCGCACUGUAUAUAGAGAGGGAAGCUCUGAAUCUGACCUCCUCUGUGCUGGAGGACUCCUUUUGUGCCCAUCUCCCUACAUGGUGCCAAGGCAUUGCUGCUGUUCUCGUGGAAGUCCAACUCGAGUGUUUCUCUAAAUUCAGAAACUGCCACAUCUCUCCGUACCCAGCAGCUGGCAGGUCAGCCCCAUCUGGGUUCCUUGGAGUUGAAAAGCCAUAUGGCUGCUUCCUCCCUUCUCUGUCAGAAGGAGCUUGGGCCUCUUAGAGGCUAGAGAGGGAAACAAGCUCUAAUACUCUCGUUUUUUGGCAGUGGAUGAUGUCACUUAAUUUCACAGUAUCUGAGUCAGUGCUGGAAAGGGUCUUAGAACAUAGAAAAUGGAAGGGACCUCAGAGGCAGGUGAUUGGACAGCUCCUACAUGAAGCAUGAAUUCCUUCAUUAUAGCAUCCUAACAAGUAGUCAUCUAUGGCUUCUGCUCGCUGACUUGCAGUAAUGGGGAGCUCAGUACCUCUAGAGACAACCCAUUCCAUUUGGAACAGCUCUUACUGUUUAGAAGUUCUUCCUAUAUUGGGCCUUAUUCUAUCCUCAUGUCACUUUUACCGUCUGGGGCAAAGCAGAAUAAGUCUAAUCCACAGGACAGCCUUUCACAUAUUUGAAGGUAGUCUCUAUCUAAUUUUCCUCAUUCCUUCUGGAACAAAAACCAGUCCUGGUAACCUGAACCGAAAGAUGAGCCUCUUUCAGCCCUAAGACCUGUUUCCAAUUUCCUUUUGGUCUCUGGAUCCCAAGAAAUCUGCCUUGCACUCCCCCUACUUGGCUUUUGCCUCCUGUCUGGUUUUCAGGGAGUUGGCCUGAGGUUAUAGCUGUGCAAAUGGGACUUCCCUAGUUUACCAUGUAACGUCCCCAGGCAUCAUCCUUGAACACAGCUGCAUUUGGUCAUGGUAGUUUUAUGUGGAAGGUACUGGUCCAAUGAAGAUUGUACUAUAUAUUUUCUCUACUAUAGGCCAUACUUAUACAGAAGUGUAUAUAUAUACAUACAUAUAUAUAAAUAUUUAUAUUUAUAUAAGAUCCACCUAUUCUGGGAUGGAAUGUUUUGUGAAAAAAUGAAAUUGGGAAGAGAAGGAAAAACAAGAUGAGCUCUGAGCCAAGAUUAUAAUGUAAGAGUACUCAGGAGGGCAGGAGAGGAAUGUCCUGUCAGUAACUGUGUUUUCAAUAAAUACUCUCAUGUAUAGACUGCA